AGUAUGCCGGGUACCCUAUGCUUAUAAAGACCAUUGAGAGAGAAACAGGCGAUGAGGACUUGUUUUCUAAAUCGGCUCCAAUCCUGACAGCUGCUAGUGAAGUGGCCUAUCACACUAUGAACAACAGUGCAUUGAACUCAGAGGAGCUGUGUAGAGAGAAUGGAAUACCAAUCCUUCAAGCAGCCUUCGCCAGGUGUGUUAAUGUCAUUUCUGAGUCCAGCAAAGAGGACGACAUGUCUGUCCAGGUCUGUUCACACAUUGCCAAGUGUUAUAGAGUAUCCUCUCAGUUUGAGACGUGUCGUGAGUCGAUUGUGGAGACACCCAACAUUGUCAAAGACCUCUGUAGAAUUAUGUAUUAUAAGAACCUUCCAAGAUUAAAUGUAAUAGCAACAGAAACUGCUUCAUCUUUUGCCGUUGAUGAGUGGUUACAGACACAGCUGCUACAAGCUGGUGUCCUGUGGCAUGUGUUACAGUAUAUAUUCAAUUAUGAUUAUACUCUUGAUGAAAGUGGAGUUGAAACCAACGAAUCAACCAACCAACAGGAAGUUGCUAAUAAUCUGGCGAGACUUAGUUUGGUAGCAGCUGCAAGACUAGGAGGAUUUAAAUUGGCUGGCAGUGAAGGAACACCUUAUAAUAAAACCAUACAGUCCAUAUUCUCCAACCUACUCACUCCAUACUUAGCUAAACUAAUAUCAAGAAACACAACAAAUGAAUUGCUAAAGAUAUUGAAUAGUAACACUGAGAAUCCUUACCUUAUAUGGGAUAACAGGACCAGAGCUGAACUGACCGACUAUUUGCUGACACAGCAAAAGAGCAUGAUUAGAUCAGGAGAGUGUGAUAUGUCAUUUGGUGAGGACUUCAAGUACUCCGUGCUAAAGGAUGAACUGGUUAUUGGUGAGGUCUAUAUUCGUGUUUAUAACGAGCAGCCAACCUUUGUACUGGAGGACCCCAAGGGGUUCGCCACUGCAGUACUGGACUUCAUUGGAUCUAAUGCACAAGUACAUUAUGCUAUGAUUUACUAUAAUUUACUAUGA
Amphimedon queenslandica is the source of this 1034-nucleotide messenger RNA. Its product is annotated as dnaJ homolog subfamily C member 13-like. Gene Ontology annotation, biological process: endosome organization; regulation of early endosome to late endosome transport; receptor-mediated endocytosis. Gene Ontology annotation, cellular component: endosome membrane. Lineage: Eukaryota; Metazoa; Porifera; Demospongiae; Haplosclerida; Niphatidae. The transcript has 9 exons. The record is from RefSeq and is a predicted model, not a curated record. The coding region runs from base 18 to 1034 and encodes 338 amino acids.